Stomoxys calcitrans (stable fly) is the source of this 693-nucleotide messenger RNA. RefSeq lists its product as uncharacterized. NCBI's taxonomy places the organism in Eukaryota, Metazoa, Arthropoda, Insecta, Diptera, Muscidae. The coding region runs from base 1 to 693 and encodes 230 amino acids. The transcript has a single exon. Gene Ontology annotation, biological process: DNA integration. The record is from RefSeq and is a predicted model, not a curated record. Gene Ontology annotation, molecular function: nucleic acid binding.
AUGAGCGAAAUACGUCAAAAGUACUGGGUGCCAUCACUGCGUCAACUAUUAAACAGCAUCCAGAGCCACUGUUCCGCCUGCAAACUUCGUCGAGCCAGGCCACGUCAACCCCAGAUGUCUGCCUUACCGAUGGAGAGGGUGACCCCAUACGUUCGAGCCUUCACAUACACAGGACUUGAUUAUUUUGGCCCAGUAAGUGUUGGAAUCCGCCGUCAACGUGAGAAAAGGUGGGUUGCUCUUUUUACCUGCUUUACAACCCGUGCCAUCCACCUGGAGAUUGCCACAGACCUAUCCAGCGAUGCUUGCCUGAUGUGUAUCCGCAACUUCAUUAAUAGAAGAGGUGUCCCUGUAUCCAUAAGAAGCGACAACGGGACCAAUUUUGUUGGCAUAGCAAAGGAAUUACAAGGUAUUGAUAUGUUUUUGGAUACUAAUAGUCUCUCUUCAGGUUUGACGGCACUGGGCAUCAAAUGGAUAUUCAACACUCCGUUGAAUCCAAGUGAAGGCGGCGUAUGGGAACGGCUUGUGCAGUCCGUGAAGAAGGCAUUGUACAUCAUGUUGAAGGAGCAGGCUCCAAAAAUCGUUUCUAAUCGAAGCAGAGAACAUCAUCAAUUCGAGACCCUUGACUCAUCUACAUGUGACUCCCGAAGACCCGGAACCAUUGACCCCGAAUCAUUUUCUGCUUGGGUGCACUAA